This is a messenger RNA of Labrus mixtus (cuckoo wrasse), 1835 nucleotides long. RefSeq names its product RING finger protein 122-like. Lineage: Eukaryota; Metazoa; Chordata; Actinopteri; Labriformes; Labridae. The record is from RefSeq and is a predicted model, not a curated record. Gene Ontology annotation, biological process: protein ubiquitination. Bases 889 to 1359 code for a protein of 156 amino acids. The transcript is spliced from 7 exons. Gene Ontology annotation, molecular function: zinc ion binding; ubiquitin protein ligase activity.
GAAUCACAUGAGCAGGGAUCUGUUUACAAACUGAGCCACAGACGAGAAGUGGAGACUGGGAGGGAGAGAGAGGAAGAGAGAGAGUGUGAGUGUGAGAAAGAGAAAACAGACAGAAAACCCAGGAGAAGAGGUGACACAUUGUGUGUUAGUGUGUUAUGUUCCUCCCUGUGUUCUUUGUUCAGACCAGGAAGGCACAGGGAUACAUGAGACGCUGCUUCACACAGGAACACUGAGGCUGCUUCACUGACUGCCUUGGCUGCCUUGUUUGGCUCUUGUGCUGCCGGGAAACCCAUCCAUGUUAUUCCCUUUGUCUCCUCUUAAUUAGCUACGGCAAGAUUUUCACAGCCAGAGAGGAGGACAGCAACGUGGAGACCUAACAGAAGAGGACAGAGGAAGGAGAAGAGAGGACGAGAGAACAAAGAGACAAUGUUUUGAAACGUAGACAAAACAUAAAAACAGAGACUGUGCUCAUCCAGAGGCUCACAGGUUCAUCUCCAAGACUGUUUUCUUUGUCUGUCAGUGGAGAUAACAAAAGAACAAUCCUUUCUCUGACACAUUUGGGAGUUUAGAAAUCAAUCCAUAGGGAUGUUGUUGUUGACAUGGUUUGGUGCUAAAUCAUCCCUGCAAACUGAGGUGUCACUGUUCAAAUAAGAAUCUGGGUAUGUGGGUGACGUCUUCCUAAAGAGUCUCCAACCAGGACUGCUCACUUCAGACCAUGUGGAUGUAACUGACUGCACAUCAACUCUGCCAACUUUCUGAACCCUGAAAGUUAUGACGGAUUGGUCAAAGUUGUUCUUUUGAGGAAACGAGACUUUGUGAUAUCAAGAGAGGUCACAACCCCCAAAGAUUUUGUGGAUUUCUUUUGCUGACCAAACAUCUGUACAUUUGAUGCAUCCGGUCCAAUGGUGUAACGGGUGUCUGUGUAACCUUGGAUUGCAGAAAGUCGGCCCAUACUGCAAAAUGUCGUCUGAAGAACUCUUCCACCUCCCGCUCAACGUCUACAUCAUCGUCCUGGGCAUCGGACUCUUCAUCCUCAUGCUCAGCCUCAUCUUCUGCUGCUACCUGUUCAGACUCAGGCGACAAGGUUCAAGAGAACAGUACGGAUACAACGAGGUCGUUUUAAAAGGAGCGGGGAAGAAGCUCAGUCUGCUGGGGCAAAUGUGUGCGGUGUGUUUAGAAGAGUUUCGCAGCAGGGACGAGCUCGGCGUGUGUCCGUGUUCUCACGCCUUCCACAAGAAGUGUCUGCUAAAGUGGUUAGAGAUCCGCAGUGUGUGUCCCAUGUGCAACAAGCCCAUAUGUCGCCUCCAGCCCGACCCCCCACAAGCACCUGAGCGGCCACAGAGUCUCCUGGAGGUCUGAGAGGGGGACACCUGUCCAGCACCUCCUCUGGCUCUCUCUGGACAUUUGACUCCUGCCACUAUGGAGCAUUGUGUUUCACUUUCCCGACAAAAGAUUGAAAUUUUAGUAAUGCAAACAUUUUACGAAGCAGAGCUGCUCUCUGAGGAGAUAUUGUAAAACUGACUGAGUUGAACCUGCAAACCGAGGACCUACUUUGCAAAGAUGGAGCAAAGAGCUGAUGGUGAUGACUCAUUUACAAUCCUGAUAGGCGUUCACAACAGAAGAUUCAUUUAAGUGAUCAAGCCUGCAAAAUUCUGCACAUAGCCAGAUGCUUAAAGGAAAACCUGGAUGCUAAUUUCACAUGUUUUCUGUUGUGCAGAGGUCAGAUAAAUUUGAAAUAGUCUGGCAGAUUGCCUCAUAUCACCCAAUCAAAGUCCAACCACUUGAGUCGCUUGUUUUUGUCACUGACGGACUUAAACGAUUAUUUUAGGUGACUG